CCUUCUCCUCCCUCCUCUUCUUCGUCUCCUUCUUCACCAUAAACAGUCUGGGCACCUAUUUACUUUGAAAUGAGACGUUUUGAGGCAAAUCUGUACUUCCAGUUAGUUCCAUGCCUCCUGAAUGGUCCCAUUUAAACAAAUGAAGUGAUGCUCGCCUCUGUAAAGGCGGCUUUGACCCGACACUCAGCCACUGACAGGUGAAACAUUAACUUUUGUCCUGCGUUAAGGAUGCUGCCCCGCUUCCUAAUUAGUGGAAACAGUAGACAGUGUAUCCAGAUGUCACACUAAUGGUGGCCUAGAGUUUGGCUGUUGCCCUGGCAACCCAUAAAUCAACAUCAUCAGUGCCAGACCAAGCUGAAAACAGGAGAGAAAACGCCGAUUCAGCUGCUAUUUAGGAGAACCACAUUUCAUAUACUUUUUUAUUUGAUUAUUUUUUAAACAAUUUUUUCAACUUUCUGAUUAUUUAGAAACAGAAUGCCACUCUGCCCUGGCCAUUUCCUUUGUAGAGCUUACCACAGCGUCUGCGUACUUUUCUAAGAGAUCGACUUUUUAUUGGACUUCAGCUUUUGUGCCUCUUUAUUCUGUGGGGAGGUAGAUGGAGAGUUUUCAGCUGGUGCGUGUCAAAGUGAGCUGGACGGCCCUCCUGGCUUUAGCCCACUUCAUCUACCUGUUUGUGGGAGCGACCGUUUUUCAAAUGCUGGAGCGAGAAGCUGAGCGCAACAACCGCAACCACUUCCAGCUGGAGAAGCUGAACUUCUUGGCUAAUUACUCUUGCCUGGAUGGACCUGCCCUGGAGAACUUUGUGAAGGUGAUUUUGUAUGCCUGGGAGAACGGAGUGAAUCCCUCGGGGAACUCAACUAACCCCAGCAACUGGGACUUCAGUAGUUCCUUCUUCUUUGCAGGCACAGUUGUCACAACUAUUGGCUACGGUAACCUCUCUCCCAGCACCGUGUCAGGCCAGGUGUUCUGCGUCUUCUAUGCUCUGUUUGGGAUUCCACUGAACCUGGCUUUCCUAAAACAGAUUGGCAAGUGUCUCAGCGUUCACCUGAGUCGAUUGGAGAGGAGGAUGGUUGCAGUUGUUCCCCUUAAGAUACCUCGAACAGUUGAAGCUGUGGUGGUCAGUUUGUUCUUCGUUUCGGGCAGCCUCCUGUUUCUGGUCAUCCCUCCUCUGCUGUUCAGUUAUGUGGAAGACUGGACAUUUGGCGAGGGUUUCUACUUCGCCUUCAUAACUCUCAGCACCAUUGGUUUUGGAGAUUAUGUAGUGGGAACUGACCCAGGAAAGGAGUACAUCUCUGUGUACCGCAGCCUUGCUGGCGUUUGGAUCCUCUUCGCUCUGGCUUGGCUGGCACUCAUCCUAAACACAGGAGCCCAAAUGAUGGAAAACCUUGUUACCCUGAUGCGUCCGGGCUUCACUAGGCAAGAGGAGGAAGAAGACAGGUCCUCUGGGAAACUGGAGGACACACACAAGAUUUGACAGCGAAUUCCACCUGACCUCCAAGCUGAAUCUGCUUGCUAAAAGUGCUGGACUGUAAUGGGAAGGUCCAGUUCAAGGAUGGGGCCACUUCUUGUUUUGUUAGCAAAACCAGUGUUUGUUGACGUUUGAUAAAUGUAAUGCUCAAAGUGGAAACGGUGUUUGCUAUAGUUUUCCUUCUAUCUCUGUCUAAACGGUGUGAGUAACAGCCUCGUAUCCUGGAGGAGUCCAACCGCUUUGCUGGCUUCCUCUAAGUCUUCUCUUCCACUUUGGUGAUUGAAUCUUCAAACCCUGUAAACUGACUUAUUGUUUGUUUGCAUAAUAACACAAAUGCGUUUUUUAUGUGUAUUGAGUUCAUGCGAGUGCACAUCUGUGCAAACAAACGUGCACUCCCUCUAGUGACUUAGCUAGCACUGCUAUCUUAGGCUAACACACUCAUCCAGAUGGAGAAGGGGGGGGUCUCACCAGUCAUAGUUGUAGUUUUUAACUAAAUGUUACAUAUAAAUAAAGUCCUUCACUUGCUGUUUUUCAUAUUUUAAUGGUUUUUUUUGCUGAAACCCGAAGCAUGACUGUCGUCGUCCCUGCAGCCUGCUGUUGUCUUUUCCUCGCCUU
Oryzias latipes (Japanese medaka) is the source of this 2083-nucleotide messenger RNA. RefSeq names its product potassium channel, subfamily K, member 16-like. The record is from RefSeq and is a predicted model, not a curated record. Gene Ontology annotation, biological process: stabilization of membrane potential; potassium ion transmembrane transport. Lineage: Eukaryota; Metazoa; Chordata; Actinopteri; Beloniformes; Adrianichthyidae. Gene Ontology annotation, molecular function: outward rectifier potassium channel activity; potassium ion leak channel activity. Gene Ontology annotation, cellular component: plasma membrane.